Molecule: messenger RNA, 1050 nt
Organism: Saccharomyces cerevisiae S288C
Lineage: Eukaryota; Fungi; Ascomycota; Saccharomycetes; Saccharomycetales; Saccharomycetaceae
Gene: YMR315W
Exons: 1
Coding region: 1-1050 (349 amino acids)
Molecular function (GO): nucleotide binding
Source: RefSeq, marked reviewed
AUGUCCCCAUUGAACGUCGGUAUAGUUGGUACAGGUAUUUUUGCCAGAGAUAGACAUCUCCCAUCCUACCAGGAAUUUCCUGACAAAUUCAAAGUCAUUGCCGCCUUCAACAGACAUAAGGCAAAAGCUUUGGAUUUUGCAAAGGUUGCUGACAUACCUGAAAAUAAGGUUUACGACAAUCUAGAUGAAAUUUUGAAUGACCCUCAUGUCGACUACAUUGACGCUUUGCUACCUGCUCAAUUUAAUGCUGAUAUUGUCGAGAAGGCAGUUAAAGCAGGUAAGCCAGUUAUUUUGGAAAAACCAAUUGCGGCCAACUUAGACCAAGCAAAGGAGAUUGUCAAGAUAGCAGAAUCCACCCCAUUGCCCGUUGGUGUGGCUGAAAAUUGGUUAUAUUUACCAUGUAUUAAAAUCGCAAAGGAGCAGAUCGAGAAAAUUGGUCCUGUAGUAGCAUUCACCCACAAUUCUACCGGUCCAUUUGUUACUCAAAAUAAAUAUUUGACCACAACCUGGAGACAAAAACCAGAGCACAUUGGCGGAUUUCUAUCUGAUGGUGGUGUCCACCAAUUAGCUCUCGUUAUUUCCCUACUCGGUGAAUUUGGAUCUGUUUCUGCAUUAACGAGACAGGUGCGUGAACGUUCCGGUGCAGAUGAUAUUGUCUUUGCUACUGUCCAGUUGAAAAAUAAAGAGGUUAUCGGAAGUUUUACUUAUGGGUCUGCCUUUGGUGCUACCGAAAAGUCGGUUUUCUUGAAAGUCUAUGGUAAGAAUGGUACCGUUACCGUUGACUUAUCAGACAAAAAAGACCCCGUUGUAAAAGUCAAAUUAGGGGGUUCAGCUGAAGAUAACGGUGACGAACAAAUUUUUAAAGUCGAUAAUGAUGAAAGUUUCGGCGUCAACGCUGAAUUUUUGAAUUUUCACGAAGCUGUCAGCAAGAAGGACAAAUCCUUAUACCUAGGCACACCCAGAACUGCAUUUCACCAUUUGGCUUGUGUGGACGCGUUUUUAAAAUCUUCUGCCAAGAAUGGUGACUACGUUAAAAUUGAGCAGCCAUGA